GUGUCACAAACUGUGACUAGCAAUUCUACAGGAAAUCCUCAAGACUAAGCUUACAAAAAGAUAAAGAUUUCUCAGCCCCUUGUCUCCUUGUUCCGAGCCGCUGGGUAAAUCUCUGCUCUCUUUGUCACAGGUCAGUCUGACCCAGCUAAUUAAUUUCCCCUUGAAAAGGCUCCACAGCAGAUGAAUUGGGACGGAGCGGUUUCUUUUAUUCCGACAGCUAAAUGUGAACUUCGAGACGUGAACUGUUAUCUGGCCUGUUCCGUGUUGUGCUGUGUCGCUACUUGUAAACCCCCCGAGGAGGCUGCGUCUCUAAGCAACUGGUAAAGUGGAGGCUGAAGCGAGGAUUUAUAAACACUCGAAUCCCACUGUGAUUUAUUUGGUAGGAGAAAGUUGAUCAUGUUUAAACCUGAUCUGUGAGGCAGUGAUGUCUCUUCAAACUGCUCUCUAACCUGUCAGGGGACACAAAGGACAAGAGAAGCAGACAGACUACUUUCAGAGAUGCUGCCGCUGGAGACCCUCACCCCCGGCCCCACGGUGGUGGAUACAGUGUCCGGAGUCACCGCUCUUCUGAUUCUUCUUCUCCUGCUGCUGCUCUUGACAGCCUGGGGCCGAACAAACCCGUCACACAUACCAGGUCCUGCUUUCCUGGCAGGACUCGGCCCUAUUCUCUCCUACUCCAGGUUCAUCUGGACCGGGAUUGGAACGGCGAGCAACUACUACAACAACAAAUAUGGCAGCAUCGUGCGGGUGUGGAUCAACGGCGAGGAGACCCUCAUUUUAAGCAGGUCGUCAGCAGUGUAUCACAUUAUGAGGAGCCCCCACUACACUGCCAGGUUUGGGAGCAAAAAAGGGCUGCAGUGCAUCGGGAUGGAAGGGAGAGGCAUCAUUUUCAACAAUGAUGUCCCACUCUGGAAAAAAUUGAGGACGUACUUUUCUAAAGCCCUGACAGGCCCCACCCUCCAGGGGACCGUGGCGAUCUGUGUGAGCUCCACUGCCAAACACCUGGACGGCCUGCAGGACAUGACUGACUCCUCCGGCCAUGUGGACACUCUCAAUCUGCUCCGAGCCAUAGUGGUGGACAUCUCCAACAGGGUUUUCCUCAGGGUGCCGAUCAAUGGUCAGCUGCACGUCGUAAAUCAUGCACUCAAACUGUGUACAGUAUUAACUGCCUUCUUGCUCCUGACUGAUUUUGUAUUCAUAAUUACAGAGAAGGAGUUGCUGAUGAAAAUCCAAAACUACUUUGAGACCUGGCAGACGGUUCUAAUAAAGCCUGAUAUAUUCUUCAAGAUUGGAUGGCUCUAUAAUAAGCAUAAGAGAGCAGCGCAAGAGCUGCAGGAUGUGAUGGAAAGCCUCCUGGAAAUGAAAAGACAGAUUAUUCAUGAAAGUGAGAAGUUGGAUGAGGAUCUUGACUUUGCAACAGAGCUCAUCUUUGCCCAGAACCAAGGCAAGAUCUCUGCAGAUAACGUCAGGCAGUGCGUGUUGGAGAUGGUGAUCGCAGGACCCGAUACACUUUCCAUCAGCCUCUUCUUCAUGCUGAUCCUGCUGAAACAGAACCCGGAUGUGGAGCUGAGGAUAGUGGAGGAGAUGAACACUGUCUCCAAUGAGAAAGGGGCUGAAAACAUUCACAGUCAAAGCUUGAACGUGCUGGAGAGUUUCAUCAAUGAGUCUUUGAGGUUUCAUCCUGUGGUUGAUUUCACCAUGAGAAAGGCUCUGGAGGAUGACGUCAUCGAGGGCACUAAAAUCAGGAAGGGAACCAACAUCAUUCUCAACAUGGGUCUCAUGCACAAGACGCAAUUCUUCCCCAAACCCACAGAGUUCAGCCUGUUGAACUUUGACAAAACUGUGCCCAGUCGUUUCUUUCAGCCCUUCGGCUGCGGGCCUCGCUCCUGUGUGGGCAAACGCAUCUCCAUGGUGAUGAUGAAGGCCAUCCUGAUCACCCUGUUGUCUCGGUACACAGUGUGUCCUCGUCAUGGCUGCACCCUCAGCAGCAUCAGGCAGACCAACGACCUGUCACAGCAUCCGGUUGACGACGAGCACAGCCUGGCCAUGCGCUUCAUCCCUCGGACCAAGCAUAUUGACGACAAAAGUGAAGGAGUUGGGCAUGCCGAGCUGUGAAUGUGCUCUUAAAUACCAGUCCUGUGUAUUUCUAUAUGUUCUUAGAUCCUUACAUUUAUGAGUCACAGCAGAUGUUUGAUCUACUUUGAUCUAACUGAGCCAAAUCUCUAAGAAAACAUAGGUCAUGCUAAAGGAACCUAUAAUUAAUAGAGGUACAAAGUUAUAUAUUCUUUUUAAAUUGAAAUGUGUUUUUUAUAUUUUGUCUAAGCUUUCAUUUCCGAUAAUCAAAUAAAUACUAAAGGUAAUUACUGUUCUCCUGAAGCAAAUAUAAUGUAUGAGAGAAAAGGCUAUAAGAAAUUAUUAUGCACUUUUAAUAAUAUCCUUUUUUUCCUCAUGUUCAGCAUAUUAAAGUCUGUAUUGAAUGAACAAUCAUGGACUCAAAGUCAAGGAAGUUUACAUGUGUUGAAUCUAUUCAGAAGUUAGUAGAACAUAGUGACAGGCACUAAGAAAAAAGGAUUUCCUCUUUCUGUACCACAGGCACAAAUCAAACACACCAUCAUGGCAUUAGAACAUAAGGCGUUGGGUUAAAGUGGAGAUUUACACAUGUGUUGUUUUGUCUCAGAUCAGGACACGAAAAAGAAAAAGGUCAACUCUCCCUUCAGAUUAAAUAAAAUAAAAAAAGUUUUCAAACUGGAAACCAGAUCUGGCACAGCGCAAACCAAACAGUAUAUGAAGCACACGUUGUUUUUUUUGUGUUUGAAAUCAAUAUAAAAUAUUUUCUGUAAGAAUAUAAAUCCAAUAAAUAUGUUCUCAAUACUGCUUUGAUAGAAAAAUAUAAGAAUAAAAAAAAAAAACACUAAA
Messenger RNA from Pleuronectes platessa (European plaice), 2916 nucleotides. RefSeq names its product aromatase. NCBI's taxonomy places the organism in Eukaryota, Metazoa, Chordata, Actinopteri, Pleuronectiformes, Pleuronectidae. Gene Ontology annotation, molecular function: monooxygenase activity; iron ion binding; oxidoreductase activity, acting on paired donors, with incorporation or reduction of molecular oxygen. The transcript is spliced from 10 exons. The coding region runs from base 499 to 2115 and encodes 538 amino acids. The record is from RefSeq and is a predicted model, not a curated record.